Molecule: messenger RNA, 3780 nt
Organism: Microstroma glucosiphilum
Lineage: Eukaryota; Fungi; Basidiomycota; Exobasidiomycetes; Microstromatales; Microstromataceae
Exons: 2
Coding region: 394-3699 (1101 amino acids)
Molecular function (GO): protein dimerization activity
Source: RefSeq, a predicted model, not a curated record
CCUCUGCUGCCACGCCCUGUGGCUCACCAUUACUCUUUCGCAGCGCAUACAGCCACCUGCCCCUCAUCGUACAGCGCCAGCCUCCCCUCUUUGCCAAGCUUCUCAUUCAUCAUACAAGUUCCUUCACCUCAUCAUCUUGCUCAGACGCCGUCUCCCCCCUCAUCCCCUUCCUCCUCCCUCCAACCUCCCACACGCUCUUUCCCUGCCAUCGCCUGCUGGUCCUCGGCCGAGUGCGGACACUUUCGCGAUUUCUCAUACUCCCCCCUUUCCUCCAUCCUGAACGCGGGACAGUGGCCCUGAAGACAUCUCUUACGGAGAGGGGGCAGGAGUGAGGAGCCCAAUACCACCUCUACUGCGCUGGCUGAGCGCUUGCAGCAUCCCUUCCCAUCCUUGAUGACGUCUACGGUCACUACUGCCGCGUCUCCCUUUUCCAUUCUCACCACCCUGGCAUCCCAGCCGCAUACAUCGGCCAUGGUGCCUUCUUCUUCCUCUGCCUCAUCCUCUUCCAACCCACUCGUAUCCUCGGAUGAGCCUUCCUCCUCGUCCCUCUUCUCGAGCGAUGAGGCCCGCUUCAUAUCCGACUCUUUUGCCUCGGCUCAGAGCUUUGACCCCUUUCAGCACGGCGCACCGGGAAUCAAGGUCCCUGCACUCCUACCACCAGGACUGAUACACAGCAUGGCCGAUGCCAACAGUGCUGACUUGGGAGGCAGCGGCGGCGCAACAGCUGGCCCUUCAAGUCAGCCCUGGGGACAGCAACAUGUGCUCAGCCCAUCGGCUUCCUCGUCCGACGGGCCCUUUGCCGGGGCAGGAGCUGCGAGCAUAGCAGGCGCUGGCUGGUCCAAUAACAAUGCUCAAUGGAACAGUCCGGGAGGUAGCGUUGGCGCUGGUGGUAGCACGUAUCAGGAUGCAGCAUCGUUGCAACCAGGACAUCAGAUGCAGCAGCAAGGCUUUCCGCAAGCGGGACCAUCUCGGUCCCGCGGCAACUCAUGGGCCCCAGGUAUGAAUUCGUGGACCGGGCAUCAAGGUCAACAGCAGUCACAGCAACAACAGCAACAGCAACAGCAACAACACUCUUUUCAUCAUCCUCAGCAGCAGUCACAGCAUCAACAGCAACAGCAACAGCAAGGCUUUCCGCCCAAUUGGGGUCAAAUGAGCAGCAGCGGCGAUGGCAGCAAUAGCCAGUCUAUGUGGCCGGCAAACCAAGGUCAUGGGCGCGGUCUUCAUCACUCACAGAGUUUCUCGGCCGGAACCCCUUCUGCAUCUCCCUGGGCGCCGGCCCAAGCCAUGAGCCCGGACGAAGCUGCGACUGCCGCUGCUGCUGCCGGUAGGCUGACUACCGGAGGAGCACUCUCUGGUCCAUAUGGUCGCAAUAGAGCUUGGCAACAACAGCAGCUCGAGGCUCUCCAAGCCGAGAGGCAACGCUACCUGGAGCAGAUGAACAAUGCAGGAGGGUCAGGUAUGACUCGUCAUCGGCAGGAGAGCGGCAGUAGUCAACAGUCCAGCAUAGACGGGGCAGGAGGGAUCAACUACAUGGGAGGAGGAGGAAACGGGGGAGGGGAAGCCAUGCCUACCACGAGCUCUCCUGCUUCCUACUGGUCAAGCUCCCAGUUGCCCAACACGGCAGACUAUCUACCGGGCAUGGCAAAUUACCACGACGGGAGUGUCCAUGCGAACCGCUCUCAAGGCGCUGGAGGCCACCUCUCCACCAUUGCCAUGUCCUUUCCCUCUAGUCAUGACUUUCCCGACGCCUCCCCGCCCGCAGGGACCUUUGACGAGGCGUCUGCUGCUCGCUUCGGGAACAGCAUGGCUGGCCGGAUGGAGCAGAUGGGCGGCGGUAUGAACAUGGGGAUGUCAAUGGACAUGAGAGGUGCCCAGCAGCAGCAGCAGCAGCAGCAACAACAGCAACAGCAACAGCAGCAAAGAUUACAACAACAGUCUGGCAACACUCGCAACUCCUCUGCAAACAAGAAGAAGGAGGAAGGCUCAACUUCGAGGAUGGUGGACGGAGUGGACCGCCGCGCUUCGCGAGACGGCAGCGACGGACCUCUAUGGCAGAAGAGGUCUUCACCCACUGAGCCCUCCCAGACGUACCCGCCCAUCAAUGUCCGACCUCAGGCGAUCGAUCGGGCGCAGUUCACCUCUCAGCUCAAGGCAGCUGCAGCUGCAGCUGCAGCAGCUCGGCAGCCGGACGAGCUGGAGCUCCUCUGCGCUGCCUUCUACGGUAGGGAAGCAGCCGAGGAGCGCAGGCGAAUUCAGCCUCACUUGGUCGACUUGAAGGAGCGACGUAGAGAGGAGCGCCGGCGGAAAAUGCUUGCGCAGGCAGAAACCAGCAAAGGCAGCAACAAAGUCAAGAAGCGCCAGUCUGACUCCAACAUGGCGUCUGCCUCGGGUCAGGUAGGGUCGGAUGGAGACACGAGCAUGGGCGGGGAGGGUGCAGAUAGCAAGGACGGCGAGAAAGACAAGGACAAGUCUGCCGCUACAGGGAGGAAGCCUCCGCACACGCUGCUGACAGAGGCAGAGAAGAAGGCCAAUCACAUUGCCUCUGAGCAGAAGCGAAGAGCCAAUAUCCGCAAAGGCUACGAGAUGCUCUGCAGUGGUAUGCCGUCUCUCAAUGAUGCACUCGAAGAGGGCGGUGGAGGUGGAGGGGAUGGAGGAGCAGAGAGCGGAGGGGAUGCCGCAGGUGGGGACAAGCUGGAUGGGAGAGCAGGGCCAAGGAGCGAGGCAGUCGUGCUAGGCCAUUCUGUCGAGCACCUCCGCCACCUCCUCGAGGUGCACCGCGAUCUCCGCUCUCGACGAGACCACGCCCGUCUGAAACUCGCGCGCGCGAAGCUGGGCGUCGACAUCCUUGCAAAGGAGACCGACGGUGCUGCCAAUACCGAGGGUAAAAGUGGGACUACUGGUACUGGAGCUGGGAAAGGUGCUGCUGGUGGUGCUAAAAAGGGCGGAGCUGGUGGUGGAGGCGGCAGCGCAAAGAAAGCUGCUGCUGCUGCUGCUUCAGGCACGGCUGCAGGAGAGAAGAAGAAGAAGUCUGCUAGUACCAACAGCACUAGCACCGCCAGUAGCAAGACCGGCGGGCUUAAAAGCGACAGCGCUACUGCGGAAGCGAAAGGCGCCACUGCGUCUUCCUCCAAGCCUCAACUUGCUUCGAGCGCUGCACCCAUGACGGACGGGGAUGGGGAUGGGGAUGUGGCCGAUAUUGAGGAUGGGGAUGAGGAGGACGAAGAGCAAGAGCAAGUGCAAGAGCAAGACAAGGACAAGAAAAGUGCAGCCACUCAAGAGCUGCAAGGCGCUAGCGCAGACAAAGACACUCAACUCGCCAAGGACAGUGCGCCUAAAGAGGCCGGAGCUUCCCAGGCCCUUGAAGACGAAGACGACGACAGUCCUGAUGCAGAUGCAGAUGCUGUCAAUGGCGGCGGUACCGGUGGUGAAAAGACGCCUACUGCCGCUUCUACAGCCGCUGCCGCUGCAAAUGCCAGUAGCACGUCAAGCGCUAUUGCAAACGUACGACGUUCUACUCGUCGCACCACUUCUGCCUCUGCCUCUGCCUCUGCCUCCACUUCUGCUAGUACGGGUGGUGGAGAACCUGUCAAGAAGGAGGGUACAGGGGAUGUCGCUCCAGAAGGAAAAGGAGAGGGCGGAGGCGGAGGCGAAGGUGGAGGCGGAGGGGAAGGCGAGGAGAAUGCUAUGGAUGUUGCGUGAUAGACGCUGCACUCCUGCGCGGGACCGGAUGGAGCAGUCUACCCGGUCACCGCCGGUCAUACGAGUAGGGGCGGAAAGGGG